Exophiala viscosa is the source of this 4665-nucleotide messenger RNA. RefSeq lists its product as uncharacterized. The record is from RefSeq and is a predicted model, not a curated record. The transcript has a single exon. The coding region runs from base 346 to 4188 and encodes 1280 amino acids. Lineage: Eukaryota; Fungi; Ascomycota; Eurotiomycetes; Chaetothyriales; Herpotrichiellaceae.
AUUUGACUCAGUACCAUUCAUAUAACGGGUCGUCUCGUGGCGUAUCCUUCGAACGAAACCCCACCACGUUGACAUCUGGGCGCAACCUGCUCCGGCCCAUCUUCGCCGGGUUAAAGACUAUUGAAACAAUCAUACAAGGCCAUUGUGUUCUGCUGUGGGAACUUUGGUGUUUAGCGACCUGCUUGUCUACUUUUCUGAUCUCAUGCUUUCGUGACGGACGCAAAAGUCCCUUGCCAUGCGCCUACACAACGAUAGCUUGACCCCUUUCAAAUUGUUGGUACCUCGAGUACAGGUCUAGGAGGACGGAAUCGUCCCUCCGUCUGCUACGACUCUAUCACCCUGAAGAUGUCGACCUCCGCAUCUCUUCCUUUCAACGUUCAUAAUCACGGCCCGCAUUCUCCCUCUUCAACAGCCCCAGACGUGUCCCGAGGUCGGCCAAAUCCAGCUCACCAUGGAAAUGGAAACCUUCCGUCGAAGCCUCAGAGUCACCAUCGCAAUGCGAGCUUGACUUCCAAUCCUUCGUCGGCCACCACUCUGGAAGUCAAUCAUAGUCAAAACUACUGGGGAGGUCAACUGUUGAACUUGCCGACCGCUGACAGCCCUCGAACGGUUCAGCCGUCGGCAGACUUCAGCAACUUUGAAGAGAAUGCAUCACACCAUGAAUCUUCCUUCGACGACUUCCUGACAAAUGAAGCUUCCUCCGUCAAUCACAUCAGUGAGCAUACAACGCCACAAGAGCUGAUCUGGGAACAACAGUUCUUGGUUCAGGACCCACAACCACACAUACUAGACACUUCCUCUUCCAACACUUGUGAAUCAUCUCACGGUAUCGCAGAGAGCUCAGACAUUGACGAUUUCUUUGGGAGAGGCCAGGAUCCCCUUAACAAGUUCGCUUAUGAAGAAGAGCUGUUCGACACCUCAUCCACAGUGGUCAAGGAGCCAUCAGUGCAGCACUUUGCGAAUGGGGAGACUGUCGGUCAAGCUCAACAUUCAGAGAUGCAUCACCUUGCUAUCUGCUCCAAUCCUGAUCGGAGAGAAAGCUGUCGCACGCUCAGAGUUGAGACGAAUACCCACCGACGCCUCUCCACAGACCAGGCAGUAGGUGCUGGGCAUGUCACGACGUCCACGAUGCGGGCGCGAAGUCCCGUCCUGAUGGUGUCGAGCUACGAUGCAACAGAGCCAACACGACCAGGAAGAGCAGUCGAAGUUCAUGCUUUCACCAAGCGAAGCCGCGAUAGCGAAGAAUUUGACGACGACGAGGCGGGUGUUGUGGUAGCAGCAAACGCUUUAUACAGAGAUGCGAACAUCUCCCCUCACUCGAGGCGUUCUCUUUCCGGUGAUUCGCGACGGGCUGGUUUGGAGCCCCAGCAAAGAGGCGAUGACACGGUCACUUCGAUCAAGGAGCGUGAGGAACAGCGUCACAUAGACGAGAAAAAUGCUGAGGUCCAGACAUGGCUAGCAUCUAGCGAUGCUGAAACUGAAUCUACAGACGCACAUCCCCUUCUGAUACGGCAAAACAGCAGGAGUCGCUUUCGCACAAUAGGCGGCCAGCUCGGUCACUUGAGCACUGUUGGCUCUGACUUGACCAUACCGGGACCUGGGUUGUUGGUUGAGGUAGAUAUUGACGAUGAAUACUUUGAUGAUGAGUCUAUAACAUCUUCUCAGAAGGAGGAGCAUACUGAACAGACCGUCGGAGACUACCACACCGCCGGCUCACCAUUACUGUCACCUAGGGCACUUCAAGGUCGGGAGUCUUCCGACAGCAGUGCUUUUCCGGCUUUGGAUCCGGUAGCUUCGCCCGAGGAACAGGAACCCCUCCCUCAUCAAUUUUACAAGCGUGGCCCAUGGCAAGAUCCUGUCCAAGGCCCUGCCAGUGACGAACAAAGUCAACCGAACUCUUCUAGUGCGGCCGCAUACAAAUUCAAUCAAGAAGCGGCUAAGUGGGAGACCGCGUCGAGGGCAGCCACGUGGGGCACACGGCGGCGACUCAGCGAAAGCGAGAUCAGAUCCAUCGUGGACGGCAGCCAGGUCCGUCACCUCUCUCUCACUCAACGAGGACGCGAACGUGGACAUAGCUUCUUGAACAAGGCGCGCGGUCUAUUGCCGCGUCGGAGCAGUAGCAACAUCAAGCCAGAACCUUCAGCGGACAAUGAAUCUGCAAUGCAAACCCACUCAUCUCGAGGCUCUAUUGGAACCAUCAAACCAGCCCACCGAAUACCGAGCUUCGGGACUUCUCGAUCACCGCCUUUGGACACUGGCAUGGCUCUGAUAGCGAUGACCGGUCAAUUGGCGGCGGUUGGCCGAGGCAAUUCUGUGAAGAAAGAGCCAGGAUUGACCACUGCUUCAAGCUCUUUGCAGACCACAAAGAAGCACCGGAGCAAGAGCGACGUUUCCAAAUCUGGAAAGUCCUCGACGCCAGGACUGAAAGAGCUGUGGGGAUCUCAUGGUGGCCCACCCAUGCUAAAACUUGCAUCUCCUGUGCAAGACCGUGAGUCUAGCUUCGCUGCCCCUGUCAUUGACAACGACGACGCUCAAGCUGACGACGACGAGGAUGAGCUUGCGGACGAGGUUGCCAUCCGCAUGGAUUUGAAUAUUCGCGCGGAGGAGAUUACACCCACGGUCGAAGGUUUCAAAGACCAUGCCGGCAAGCUCAAUCCGAGGCUUGAACCCUUCCUCCUUGACCGCAUUGGUCAGGAACAAGUCCGACGGUACAAGAAAUUGGUCGAAACUAAGAUCAAGCAUACACAGGCUGUGCAGACUCGGAAGAUGUGCGCUUCAGGAAAGCACUGUUUUGAGCUCGGCGGAGAGGCGACUUUGUUGGCACCUAGAGCGAGCAGUAGGGAUCCGGAAACCACCCGGACCCAGUUCCAGGUUAGCAACACCAUCGACAAUGAGAUCGAUGAGAGUGGCUUUACCGAAGGGGUCGUGACUCCUGCCCUAUUCCCUCCUGGUAUACCUCUGCCGCCUGUCAAAAGGUUACCGGCGGAGUUUGAGUGCCCGCUCUGCUUCAAAGUCAAGAAAUUUCAGAAACCAUCUGACUGGACUAAACAUGUACAUGAGGAUAUCCAGCCCUUUUCUUGCACCUUCCCCAAUUGUUCAGAGGCGAAGUCGUUUAAACGAAAAGCCGACUGGGUGCGGCAUGAAAAUGAACGCCAUCGCCAUCUCGAGUGGUGGACCUGCAGCUCCAAUGACUGCGCUCACAUAUGUUAUCGCAAGGACAAUUUUGUGCAGCAUCUUGUGAGGGAACAUAAAAUGACAGAGCCGAAGAUCAAGAAUCGGGGUUCUAGCAGCAGCAAGAUCAAGCCCGCCGAUACUUCGGCAUGGGAUGAGGAUAACGCGGUGGUGCGGAUGAUCGAGUCGUGCCGACACGAGACGACAAAGAAGCCUCGAGACGAACCUUGUCGAUUCUGUGGUAAUGUCUGCUCGAGUUUCAAAAAGCUGUCUGUGCACAUGGGCAAGCACAUGGAGCAGAUCGCAAUGCCUGUUCUUGACCUUGUUGACAUGCGUCAAGUCACGCCGGACACGAUCAUCAGCCCCGUUGAACAGCCUCAAGCUGUAGCAUCAUCUUUUACUACACUCCCUGGCACCGUCAACGCUCUGGAUAUGAGCAAUUUGUCUCCGUAUCCAGUCAGCGCAACCUCGGCUUACCAGACGUCAUCGGCAGGACAAUCACCAGCCUCCAUGCAUGGACGUAUGCAGAAUGGUGGCUUCCAGCUUGAGCAAAGCUACUACCCUCCCCAUACCAUGGCAUCUACAAUGCAGGGUCAAACGGGACCUAGUACAUAUGGUGUUGCAGGCGGGUUCUCCACCGGGACUUUCAUGAGUCCCAAUGAGUAUGUGCAGUCCACGAAUAUGCAGCAGCAACACGAACACAACCUGUCACCCCACACGCCGAUGAUGAUGUCCCAUGCGCAGCAAAUUGCACCGGGCUAUGGCAAUACCAGCUUUGUGCCGCCGAGCGCAAACUACUCGCAACCCACAAUGCAGUCAAUGUACACCAAUACGCCUACCAUGCAAGGGUACAUGCCUCAGUACGCUGCAUCAGUGACCGGAAAUCGUUCGUCGAACCAUUCGCCACUUGGAAUGAACCAUCCCACAGGCCUUGGAAUGCAUACGAUGAACCCACAAUAUGGUUAUAGCGGCCCAGGGACUGGAGGCGACGGGUCGAACAUGCAUUUCCCCUCUUGAGCGAAAGUGUUCCCAAAAGUAUCCGGGCUUGCUGAAGUGAGGCGAACCAUGCUCGGGCAAGAGAGCCCGGAACCUGAUGUGAACUGAUGGAGCAGGUCGGUAUCGGCCCGCCGACGACAUGACAUUUUGACGAAAGUUUUUACGAGGAAGGUCAGUUGAUCAUUCUUUCAGGAUCCAUAUUGUUAGUCUAGAUACCCAGGAGUUUUGGUGUGUGGUUUCUAUAUUAGGGUGGAUGGUCUAUAACACGGCAGUUGGGAGGUCAUGAUCGAUGUUUCCGAAGUGGACAUGUCGCGAGUUUUGGCACCGCAAGGUGCUUUGGAUAAGAUACUCAACCUUGAAAGUAACGCAGUUGAAAGAAAGAAGUUCUUUGCAUGAAGCCACGUCGUCGGCCAAAUCGUGAUUCGAGGGGUUAGGCAUACUGGCGGAUGCUUGACUUCGGAGUCCUCGUCCCAUGACCAUACCUGUGCGAAUUGUCGC